Verruconis gallopava is the source of this 354-nucleotide messenger RNA. RefSeq lists its product as uncharacterized. The transcript has a single exon. The record is from RefSeq and is a predicted model, not a curated record. Bases 1 to 354 code for a protein of 117 amino acids. Lineage: Eukaryota; Fungi; Ascomycota; Dothideomycetes; Venturiales; Sympoventuriaceae.
AUGAAAAACUCGAAGCCCAUGACUAUGCGAAUCUUCACUAGCUUCUCCCGUGCUCGGCGAUCUCUUCGCUGUUGCUCAUAUUUUUUAGAUUUGUGUGUAUUCGACACAACACGCCCAAAAUUCAGGCGCCUUUGUCGAAUCUCAUCGGUUUCUUUAGUCUUGUCGGCUUCAUUGGCAUUGGCAUUGGCAUCGCUUGCACGGAACUGCCUCAAAACGGUUGAUAGUCGUGGCCUCCACUUAGACCAUUCGAACUUCUUUGCCUUCUUGCCUCUAACCUCCCUAACUUCCUUGGCGUUCCCGACCAUUCCGACCAACCAAAGAGAGCAGAGGCUUAGAAAGAAAGAGUGGGAAUAG